Anolis sagrei ordinatus is the source of this 1009-nucleotide messenger RNA. RefSeq names its product DPY30 domain containing 1 (gene DYDC1). Gene Ontology annotation, cellular component: Set1C/COMPASS complex. The record is from RefSeq and is a predicted model, not a curated record. Lineage: Eukaryota; Metazoa; Chordata; Lepidosauria; Squamata; Anolidae.
UUUGAUCCAGCGCUUGUGAAGACUGAUUUUGCCAAUUAGCAUUAAAAGUCAAACCAAGUAAAGGUAGGAGGAACAUCUUGCCUAUGGAGAAGAGGGAGUUGUAGCAUCAUCAGAGAUAAAGCAGUGGUCCGUUGCUAGGAUACCAAACAGAAGCUUCCAGGUCUAACGGCUUCUCUGAGCAUCCUCAGUUGAUGAAGCCAUACUGAAGAAAGGGACAUUGCAGUUUGGUACAUCCUUGGGUUCAAGUAUCCACAAACAUUGAUUUCCGGAACGCAUACUUUGGGAACCAGAAAUGGAGACUGCAUAUCUCAAAAAAUGCCUAGGCAAAUGCUUAUCAGAGGGUCUUGCUGAAGUGGCAGAACGUCGUCCCAUUGACCCAAUACUGUAUCUGGCACACUGGAUUUACAAAUAUAAGAAGAACAUGAUUGAUGAACUACAGAGGAAAAUGGAAAGAGAAGAACUGGAGCGGGAACGCGAGGAGGCCCAAAAAGAAGUGGAGAUGUUAGAAAGAAUGAAAGAAGAAGAAAUUUUGAUUCAACAGAAACUUGAAGAAGAGAGGCAGGCACAAAUGGAACGAGAGCGCGAAGAACGUGAGAGGUUAGAAAGAGAGAGAGCAGAGGAGCUUAUCUUGGAGCAGAAACGGCAGGCAGAGUUGGAGGCAAAGUUAGCAGCUGAAAGAGAGGCAACAUCAAAGACCUUAGCUGAAUUAACAGAUAAAUAUGGUGCUCCUAAUUUGAGCAGAGUUGAUGAGAUUGAUGAAAUGGAACAAUCCGAGUAUGGCUUGACUACUGCGGGAGAGUCAGAGGAGGAAGAAGGAGAGGACGAAAUACUCUGAAAAAAAAUUCCCACCUCCUGCUUUUGAUUCUGGAAAUUUCAAGGAUUGCAAUAAAUGUGCAUAGUUCACUUCAAAGAAACCUACAGAUGUUUGUUUGUAACAGAUAACAGAGUUAAUAUACUUGGAUGGUAAAUUGACUCACUUAUUUAAAAAUAAAGAUGUUUGCAUAUGGGA